Labrus bergylta (ballan wrasse) is the source of this 1013-nucleotide messenger RNA. Its product is annotated as dispanin subfamily A member 2b-like. Gene Ontology annotation, cellular component: plasma membrane. The record is from RefSeq and is a predicted model, not a curated record. Lineage: Eukaryota; Metazoa; Chordata; Actinopteri; Labriformes; Labridae.
GUGUAUUUGUAAGUGAUAUUUUUAAUCUUGUUUUCCUGGGACAUGAUUUUUCCCAAUUCUCAAGAAUGGGUGUUAUUCAAAGUUUAAGAAGAAGCUAAUCUUGCAUACCCAUUGUGGUCAGGUUGGUUUUGCCUCAUUGGCUGGUAUCAGGUUGAAAAGCAGCCUGUGCUGUGCUUACCCUCAAAGGAGCACACCAACACUCACAGCGACACGAUCAUAGUGUGUGUACACCCUCCUGCAGCCUGCACUCCAAACCUACAGAUAAGACGACUGAGAUGAAUCCUGAAGAUCCUCUACUGCAGGGAAGAGGAUAUGAAGGAUAUCCAGGACAGCCUAGAUAUCCAGGACAGCCUUUAGUGGUUCAGUCCACCACUGUGAACAUCGUCACUGAGCCCCCCGAAGACUACAUCAUCUGGUCCUUCUUCUCCUUCGUCUACUCGAACCCCUUCUGCCUCGGACUGGUGGCUCUCAUCUACUCCAUCAAGUCCAGAGAUCGGAAGAUGGUUGGUGAUCUGGAGGGGGCUCGACAUUAUGGAGGAACCGCCCGCACCUUCAACAUUAUAUCUUCUAUUCUGAUUGGCAUAGGGGUCCUAAUCUCCAUUACUUUGAUCAUUGUGAUCAUUGUGAACAGAUAAUCUUCAUUCUCAUUAUGGUUAUGGUUAUUAUGGAAACUGAUGGAAAAUGAACUGUAAAAUCAUUUUGGUUGACUGAAACUAAAACUACAAAAAAACUAUAACUUGCCUACCUUUUAACCACUUAUGAACCAAUACGCAGUCUGCGAUCCUCUGGCAGAGCCCUACCGGCUGUUCCAGGCUAAAAACUAAAGGGGACAGGGCCUUUGCUGUCAGAGCCCCCAGACUUUGGAACAGCCUGCCAGAGGAGAUCAGACUUGCAGAGUCAGUCCCUUGUUUUACAUCUCUACUCAAGACAUUCUUUUAUAAAAAUGCUUUUACUCUGUGAUAUCGUUAAUUGUUUUUAUUUUUCAUUUUAUUAGUCUGAUUUUGUUGUCUGCU